UGCAUUAAUGCUAUUGUCAAUUUGUUAUAAUUUGUUAAAUACUUAAUUUUAAACUAGAUACUAGAUAGUUGAUACAAGUUUGAUAAUAUUUUUGUGUUACUGAUUCUGUUUUUGAAACAGAUUUGACAAUGAAUGAUCCAUCCUCACAUGCAUCUGUAAACCCAACAAACACAAACACUAAUACAAUAUCAUCUAAUGCUGGAACUGGCAUAAAAUGUUUAAAUGGAGAUAUGGCAUGGGAAUGGGGAGAGUGGAGAGAUCCCUUGAAAAAACAAACCAUUUGGUGCACAUUAUGUGGUAAGAAAAUAAGUGGAGGAAUCACACGAGUUAAGCAACAUCUUACUCAUACCGGAGGACAAGUCACCGUUGUCCGAAUGUGACUGUGGAUAUCCAGAAGAGAGUCAUGGCAUCAAUGAAACAAAAAGAUAGGAUAAAUAUAGAAAAGAAAAGAAAUACACAAAUACUUAGAUCAAGCACGGUUGAUCUUUCUGAUGAAGUUGAGGAUGAAGAAGUUGAUGUUCAAGAAGUUAGUGUAAAAAGAAAUGUUUCAAAAAAGAAAAAUUUUGUGGGUUCUAGCAACGUGAGAGGGCCUAUUGAUACAAUGUUUCCGAUUAAUCAAGAAAAAACAAAGCAAAUUACAUUGGAUAAAAAUAAUCCAAUAAAAGAGAAGUUAAAGAUGAAUGUUUGGGAUAAAAUUGCAACUUGGGCUUAUUCGGUUGGUUUACCCUUCAAUGCCGUGUGUGACGAAAGUUUCCAAGAUAUGAUCAAUUCAAUUGGAGAAUACGGAAGAGGUAUGCCAGCUCCAUCUUAUCAUAAUAUUUGUGUCACACUGAUGAAAAAACGUUUAGAAGAUACUCAAAAGUUUGUGGAUUCGUUCCGACCACAUUGGGAGGAAUAUCAGUGUAGCAUUAUGUCUGAUUUUUGGACAGACGGGAAAGGAAGAUGUUUGAUAAACUUCUUAGUUAAUUGUCCUCUUGGAACGAGUAUCCACGAGAAUCGACAUCAUAUUCAAGUAUUGUUUGUUUCUGAAGAAUGGAAGAAAAGUGACUUUGCAAAGAAGGCAGUUGGAAAGAAAGUCGAGCGAAUAGUGGCAAGAAAGGAAUUUUGGGAUAACAUACACUUAGUUUGUAAAGUGCUAGCUCCUUUGGUAGAUGUUGUCAGAUUGGUUGAUACAGAAGAGAAGCCAUGUAUGGGUUACAUCUAUGAUGCAAUGGAUAAAGCAAAGGAGCAAAUCAAGACAAAUCUCACUUGGAUGCCUAAUGAAAGAAUGAUCACUAGAGUUUGGGCUAUGAUUCAAACAAGAUGGACUGACCAACUUCAUCAUCCAUUACAUGCAGUUGGAUGUUACCUGAACCCUGCCAUUUUUCAUGGGGAAAAUUCAAGGGAGAUACGAAAGAACAGAGACAUUGCGACAGGACUUUAUGUUGAAAUUGAUCGUCUAGUGCCUGAUAAUGAUGACAAUGAUAAACUGAGGCAGGACUUGAACUUAUACAUUAAUUCAAUUGGGCAAUUUGGAUCUUCAACUGCUAUAAGGGCUAGAACGAAAGUUGCACCAUAUAUAUGGUGGCGUACUUAUGGCAUCGACACACCUUUGCUCCAAACAUUUGCUAUCACAUUCCUUAGUCAAACGUAUAGUGCUUCACCUUGUGAACGCAAUUGGAGUGCAUUUGACAAUCUACAUUCAAAGAAAAGUAAUUGUCUUUUACAACAAAAGCUCAAUGAUCUUGUAUUCAUCCAAUACAACACAAGGUUACAAAGACGCUUCAACUCGUUAAAAGCCAACAGAUCUUUGGAUCCUAUUUUGUUGAGAGACGUAGAUGAAAAUGAUGAUUGGGUUAUACCAACAGAAGUUGAGCUUCAAGAGUUUGUUGAUGGUAGAGAUGGUCUUCUUUGGUCAGCUGUGCGAGAGCCAAUGGUAGGAACCGAAGAAGUUGGGGUAACUACUAGGAGCAAAAGAGAUCGCUAUAGAGAUGAUGAUGAUGAUGAUGAUGAUAUUCGAGUUGAAGUGGAAGAUCUUGAUGAACAAUUGGAUUCCUUGGGUGAUGUGGGCUCGGAGGAAGAUUUCAUGUCUUACGAUUAG
Lactuca virosa is the source of this 2080-nucleotide messenger RNA. NCBI's taxonomy places the organism in Eukaryota, Viridiplantae, Streptophyta, Magnoliopsida, Asterales, Asteraceae. The record is from the annotation of a GenBank genome assembly.